Messenger RNA from Penicillium paradoxum, 1479 nucleotides. RefSeq lists its product as uncharacterized. Bases 1 to 1479 code for a protein of 492 amino acids. The record is from RefSeq and is a predicted model, not a curated record. Gene Ontology annotation, biological process: transmembrane transport. Lineage: Eukaryota; Fungi; Ascomycota; Eurotiomycetes; Eurotiales; Aspergillaceae. Gene Ontology annotation, molecular function: transmembrane transporter activity. The transcript has 3 exons.
AUGACGAAUGACUUUGCCGAUAAUAUUGGCCCAAACGGAGUUAGAACAAGCAAUGACAUCAAGAAUACCGUCCCCGAGGACCCAAUUCACCUGGAAAAUGUCCCGAUCAGGUUCCGAGAGUGCAAAAUCUCCCAUCACGGAAUCUGGGAGAACGAAUCCCCGCAUAAUCCCCGCAACUGGCCCCAUUGGAAGAAGAAUGCGCAGAUCCUGAUGGUAGCGUUUCAUUCUAUGAUGGGAACUUUCAUGGCAGCUGGUAUCAUACCUGCGUAUGAUGCCUUCGCGAAGGAAUACCAGGUCACUGUACCAGAGGCCAGUUAUUUAACAUCAGCUCAAAUCCUGCUUCUUGGGUUAUCCCCUCUGAUAUGGAAUCCCAUCACCGCCGUCUAUGGUCGAUACCAUGUCACAUUGCUAUCGGUCCUGGGGAGUAUGUUAUGCAAUAUUGGUGGGGCAAGGUGUACUUCCUACGGUGCACAAAUGGCUACUCGAGUCCUCACCGCAUUUCUGAUCUCACCCCCUAUUGGCAAUGGAAGUGGUGUAGUAAUAGAGCUCUCUGAAUCCGAAAAUCGAGGGAAGAAGCUAGGCUGGUGGACUCUGAUGACUACCAUUGGCACUCCCGCAGGUCCAUUCUGCAUGGGAUUCGUGAUCAAACACAUUGGUGUUCAGUGGAUCUUUUGGAUUUUUGCUAUCAUCAAUUUCUGCCAACUUGUGGUAUAUCUUGCCAUUGGCGAUGAAACUAUCUACAAUCCAGAUAACGAGCUCGAGAAAGCUGGCUUCUGGAGCAAGCUGAUCCCACGAAAGAUCAGCUCUCAGUCGCUCAGACCUCUCGACUUCAUUGCGCCGUUUUCUUUGGCAAAGUAUCCCCGGAUCCUGGUGGUAGCAUGCGCCCAUGCUAUUACCUUUUGUUAUGGUAACAUCGUCUUGAUUGUUGAGAUGCCUAUCGCAUUUGGCGAGAAGUUCCACUUUGAUGCUCAGCAGAUCGGGCUACAGUUCAUUGCUAUCAUCAUCGGCUGCGUAUUGGGUGAACAAAUCAGUGGCCCUAUAUGCGAUUGGUUCUUAGGGCAUGUUCGCAAAUCAAGAGGAGCAUCUUGCCCGGCGGAUCGUCUGUGGCUCUCCUAUAUUGCUUUUGCCACAGUAAUCGCCGGACUUUUGACCUGGGGGUUUCAGCUACAGAAUGCGACCACAUGGAACGUUUCUCCGUGUGUUGGUGCGGCCAUUGCAAGUUUCGGUAACCAGAUGCAGACGACAAUUUUGACAACGUUUGCUGUGGAGAGUAAACAAGCACGGGCUAGUCAAGUUGGUGUCUUCGUGAACGUAUGCCGACAGAUCUAUGGAUUUGUCGGCCCCUUUUAUUUCCCAGGUAUGUUCACUACUUUAGGACUCGGUGGCGCUGCUGGGGUGAUGGCGGCGCUUGUCGGAGGAUGUGCGUUACUUCCUAUCAUCGCAGUCCAAGUUGUCUCAACCCGUACAGAGAAGCGCUGA